Messenger RNA from Exophiala bonariae, 1932 nucleotides. RefSeq lists its product as uncharacterized. Gene Ontology annotation, molecular function: polygalacturonase activity. The coding region runs from base 1 to 1932 and encodes 643 amino acids. The transcript has 2 exons. The record is from RefSeq and is a predicted model, not a curated record. NCBI's taxonomy places the organism in Eukaryota, Fungi, Ascomycota, Eurotiomycetes, Chaetothyriales, Herpotrichiellaceae.
AUGUUCUACUGGCUAGCGAACAAACCUCAUGUUGGUAAAGUUGCAUUUCAGGACCCUAGCUAUCCCGUCUUUCGGAAUGUCAAAGAUUAUGGUGCAACAGGUAAGUGUCACGCCAGCUUUUCACCCGCUCUGAGUUCGAACGCUGACUGUGAGUUCUACACAGGCGGAGGUGUCCGGGAUGAUACCGAUGCGAUCAAUCGUGCGAUUACGGCACCUGGUAAUCGAUGUGGUGGUGGUAAUGCGACCUUUGGAAGAUUCUGCGAAUCUUCUACCGUCACCCCAGCACUGGUUUAUUUCCCGCCUGGCACAUACUUGGUCUCCAGACCGUUGAUCAUGUACUACGGCUCACAAAUAGUGGGAGAUGCCGUCAAUCCCCCAAUCAUCAAGGUACAAGCCAACUAUACCGUUGGCCAGCUCGGUUUAGCCGUUUUUGAUUCAUUGCCAUAUAUUCCUGCAGGCUCUGGUAACCAGUGGCAUGCAAAUCAGAACAACUUUUUCCGUCAACUGCGAAACUUUAUCAUCGACAUGACUGGAGCACCAUUAAACACUGCUGGUAUUCACUGGCAAGUUGCUCAAGCAACCAGUAUGCAAAAUAUCGUCAUCAACAUGGUUCCCAAAGAUGUCUUGAACAAUAAGCAGCAGGGAAUCAAUAUGGAGAAUGGCUCCGGUGGAUUCUUUUCUAACAUGGUCAUUACGGGCGGAGCGAUUGGGGCAUACCUGGGAAAUCAGCAAUUCACGACACGAGCAAUCCGGUUUGAUGGUUGUACGACCGCCAUCAAGAUGAAUUUUGAUUGGGUUUGGUUAUUUACACAGCUCACGAUUGUCAACUGUGAUGUUGGCAUUGACAUGACCAACGGCGGUGUUGCUAAUCAGGUGGUUGGCUCCCUCGUACUCAUUGACAGCAAUAUAGCUGCGACCCAGGGCAUCUUGACUGCAUAUAUCCCCGGCUACAGCUCUCCACAAGCUGCAGGCACACUAGUGAUAGAAAGAGUCGACUUCACGGCCAGCCCGACUGCCAUCUCAGCAGCAGGUGGAACAGCGGCACGUACCAUCUUAGCAGGCGGUCAAUUUGUCGAACUGUGGGCCCAAGGGAACGCUUGGACAACAGCUGGGCAGGCGCUCAACGGUCAAGUCUUCAAUGGCACUAGUUGCGUAUAUCAGAACAGCAGCCAGACAGCAUACACCGCCCAGGAGACCACUAUCCAGAGAGCGCUUGCACCCAUUCCUCGGCCCUCUAAUCUAGUCGAUAGCACCGGUGCCUACGUCUACCGUGUCAAGCCUCAGUACGAGGAGCUGUCGUGGGCGGACAACUUUAUCAGUGCGAAAGCAUUCGGUCUCAUUGGUGAUGGCGCAGCAGACGAGUCAGUGGCAAUGCAAAAUUUGUUCAAUACAGCUGCGUCACAAGGCAAGAUUGUCUAUUUUGACAAAGGUGCAUAUGUUGUCACCACUACUAUCAACGUACCCAAGGAUCUCAAAAUCACAGGCGAGUUACUCAGUAUCAUCAUGUGCCGUGGUCCAUACUUUCAGGACGAGUUCAAUCCCAAGGUGAUGUGGAAAAUCGGGAACCCGGGAGAAGUUGGCACGGUAGAAUUGUCAGAUCUCAUGUUCGAGACGCAGGGUCCCUGUGCUGGUGCGAUUAUGAUCGAAUGGAAUAUCAAAGCUGUAGGUCCUGCAUUGGCGGGCAUGUGGGAUGCACAUUGGCGUAUUGGUGGGACCGCUGGCACGAAUUUACAGCAGAAUACAUGCGUCAAAACUCCGGCUGUUCCAAUAGCACCCGGUCAUCCCAAGCUGUCGGCUUGUAUCGGCGCAUUCUUGCUGCUACAUGUGACCAAAGAAGCCGAUGGGUAUUUUGAGAACACCUGGGGCUGGGUCGCAGAUCACGAGCUGGACAUGGAUGACAGAGAACAGAUCUACAUUUUCAACAAAGCGUAA